This is a messenger RNA of Cladocopium goreaui, 2214 nucleotides long. Lineage: Eukaryota; Dinophyceae; Suessiales; Symbiodiniaceae. The record is from the annotation of a GenBank genome assembly.
AUGAAAAACUUGUUGGAAGACUCCCCAUUGCAGGAGGCCCGAAGGGCACACCAUGAACCUGAACCUGAGUCCCCUGAACAAGUCUCCUCCGAUCAUGAGGAUUCUGAGAGCGGUGGUGCUGCUAGUGAUGAUGGGGGGGAUGAAGGUGCUGCUGAAGAGAGUGAGUCCGAGGUUGAGCCAGAGGAAGAGGCGCCGGUGCCAACGUCUCAGGAUAGUAGUGAAAGUGUGAACUCUGAAGCUGGUGCUGGUUCCAAUCAUGGGGGUGAUGAUGAUGAUGCCAAUGAUGGAGGUGCCAGUGAACACAGUGUCCUGCCCAGAGAGCCCGGUUCCCAGCGUGAGGGUGCAUGGAUUGGUUCUUUCUACCAAGAAAACUCCAGUGAAGGUCGAUCACCCGAUAUGCCACCCCGAAAUGUGAGAUCCAAGGCUGAGCGACCCCAGCAACUCUACGACCCAUGGGUCACGGAUAUCAUGAGGAACUUGCGUGAUGACCAUGGGUUGGAUGAGCACCCAAUGAUCGAGGAGUACAAGAAGCAUUGCAUUCGCGCACUGGACUUGUAUGGCAACCACGUAUUUGCAACACUUUGCUCUGCACGCCAUUUCAACGAGUGGCUUCAUGAGCAGAAGGGCCAGGACGCGGGCAAAGCUGUGGAUCGUGAACCCAAGGAUCGCAAGGCUGGCUUCAAGGCAGCUCUCAAUCUCAUGCGCCUGGAUGCCACGGUGGUGGAUGAGGCAUGGUCUAAGACACCGGUGUGCAAGCGACCCGCAUCGUCAGAGGAAGUUGCUGAGGGUUUGGUCCUCACCCCACCGCCUGUGGUGGGCCCUCAAUCAGCAAAGCGAAUGGCAAAUUUGAAGCGUCAAGCCCAUGGCGAAGACAUUAAGCCAGCCCAGAAAAAGGCCAAGAAGGCCAAGUCCCCCUCGAGUGAAGCAACUGCAAGCAAGUCUGAUGAUGAUCGGGUUUGUGAAAAAAUGGCAACCUUCAAGGGAUAUGAUUUGAAGGAGAUGGGCUUACCAGUUCAAGCCAUGCCAAGUGCCGAUGGUGAUUACCGUGGUGCCCACAGCUACACUCUGUGUGUUGGCCGGGCAGCCAUUGAGGUACUGCUCAAGCACAAGGCCUUCUUUGUCAAGCGCUUGGAUCCUGGGCACGAUGGUGUGAUUGUCUCACAGCGUGAGAUGACUAUGCGAAGACGGGUGAAGAAGGUCAUUGAGAAAACCAAGGCCAAAGUGCCCUUCAUGGAAGAGACAGGAGUGAGCCGCCCUCGCCUCCAAAGUCCAUGUGAAGCCCACCGUGGGAAUGUGAUGUCAGCAUUGCGUUUCCUCAGGGUAAUUGGAACAUUGAUGGCCAUGCUGUUCAGCCUGCCCUUGGACUGGGGUCGAAAGGUCACCCAUGUUGAAACAUUUGCAGGGUGCGCUUCGGUUACCCGGGGUGAGAUUCAGGAGGGCAGACCUCAUGCUGUGGCUUUGGACAAGGAGUACGGUGGUCCUGAAUUUGAUCUCUUAUCAAAUGAGGGAUUCUGCAACGCCCUUUACUACACAGCGUGCCUCGAACCAGGGUCAUCCAAAAUGGCUGCUCCCGUAUGUUCUACAUUUGUGUUUAUGAGUCGUGCUUCGACCUUGAGAUCUGAAAGCAACCCCAUGGGAAGGUCUGACAGUGAAGCUGUCAGGAAUGGCAACAUUUUAGCUUGCCGUUGUUUCAUUCUCCUUCUACUAGCGAGUUGCAAAGGAUGCUGGUGGCUUAUGGAGCAGCCCUCUACAAGCACGAUGGAGUACAUGCCAUGUUUCCAGCAUCUCAUGGCCCUUGUCAGUGUGAGGAAAAUGGUUCUUAGUCUUGCUGACUAUGGAUCCCCAACAUUGAAGCGGACGAACUUAUACAGCAGCAGUGAUGCCAUCGACAGCCUACCAGAUUACAGAACACCACGGCGUCUUCGGCCACGAGAAAUGGUACGUCACUACAUAGAUGGAUCAGGUCAGAAAAGGGUUUGUGGUGGGAAGCAUCUUCGAGCUUCACAAGCAUACCCAAGGGAGUUUGGGCUUGCCAUUGCAAGGUGUCGAACGCAGCACAAAGCACGGCACCUGAGGCUGGCGAGGCAGUUUCUGAGGGAUGCCAGAAAAUCUACCAAUUCUAUGGACACCAGUGCCCGAAUCAACAAGAUUUGGAAGGAUGGUGCCAAUCUGGAACCAGUCUUAACCUUUUUGUCCAAUGGCAAAUACAUGUAG